Molecule: messenger RNA, 432 nt
Organism: Gossypium raimondii (Peruvian cotton)
Lineage: Eukaryota; Viridiplantae; Streptophyta; Magnoliopsida; Malvales; Malvaceae
Product: ethylene-responsive transcription factor ERN1-like
Exons: 2
Coding region: 1-432 (143 amino acids)
Biological process (GO): regulation of DNA-templated transcription
Molecular function (GO): DNA binding; DNA-binding transcription factor activity
Source: RefSeq, a predicted model, not a curated record
AUGGCAUCAGGAGCUUCCACCGGUGCUGAUAAAUUGGGCGGUAGAAUGAAGCCGUCGUCUAGAGGACACCAUAGAUUCGUGGGAGUUAGGCAAAGACCAUCAGGGAGGUGGGUGGCUGAGAUCAAAGACUCUUCGCAAAAAGUCAGGCUUUGGCUUGGAACUUAUGAUACCGCCGAGGAAGCAUCUCGAGCUUACGACUGUGCUGCUCGGGCGUUGCGUGGGGCUAAUGCCCGUACCAACUUCGAACUACCUGGUCCUCAGUUGGCUUCUAGCUCGUCUACCAACCGUUUAAUCUUUGAUAAUCUGCAGCCUUUCUCAUCUGAGAAAACCUGUGGGAGUGAUGCUGGUGGGCUUCUUGUUGGUGCACUUCCCAAGUUGCUUGAUGCUGCGUUGCUUCUGACCCUCCUCUCAGCAACAAGAACUUAUGCCUAG